AUGGCUACUUCUGGAAAUAGGCAUGUGUUUCUUAAAGUUGUGAAUUGUUUUGGUGAUGUCGAAGAUAAUUUUUUCAUUGCAAAUUUGAUGAAAGAAGUGAUUGAUGAGGUUGGUCAUCAAAAUGUGGUGCAGAUUAUUAUUGACAAUGCAACUAAUUGCAAGGGGCCAGGAGAGAUUAUUGAGAGCAUGUAUCCUCAUAUUUAUUGGAUUACUGAUAUUCAUGGGGAUGUCGUACAAAUCAAGAAUUUCAUCAUGAACCACAACAUGAGAUUGGUAAUCUUUCAAAGAUUUAGUCCUCUUAAGUUACUUUCAGUUGCCGAUACUCAUUUUGCUUCGAUCAUUGUGAUGCUUAAGAGGUUUAAGCUCAUCAAGCAGGGACUUCAAGCAAUGGCCAUUAGUGAUGAAUGGAAUUCUUAUAGGGAGGAUGACAUGGUGAAAGCAAACUUUGUGAAAGAAAAGCUUGUGAGUGAUGAUUGGUGGGAUAAAAUAACUUACAUCAUUGUUUUUACAAAGCCCAUCUAUGACAUACUUAGAGUAUUCGACACUGAUAAGUCAUGUCUUCAUUUGGUAUACGAGUUGUGGGAUUCCAUGAUUGAGAAAGUGAAAUGUGAAAUUUACAAGAAGGAAAAACGUCAUCUUACAAACUUUAGUUCUUUUUAUCAUAUUGUUUAUGAGAUUCUUAUAGCUCGUUGGACAAAGAGUUAUACUCAUCUUCAUUGUCUAGUUUAUUCACUAUAUCCAAGGUUUUAUAAUGAUGGUUGGCUAAACGAGGAUCCUUGUAGAGUUGCUCCUCAUAGAGAUGGUGAAAUAUCUUGA
Molecule: messenger RNA, 816 nt
Organism: Hibiscus syriacus
Lineage: Eukaryota; Viridiplantae; Streptophyta; Magnoliopsida; Malvales; Malvaceae
Exons: 2
Coding region: 1-816 (271 amino acids)
Source: RefSeq, a predicted model, not a curated record